AUGGCAAUACUAAGGGACGUUCCAGGUAUCCAAGUUACUGUGCAGGUCGCUGGUAAUGAUGCGAUUGAGUACGAGGAUCCCGACGCGUCGGAAGGAGGGGAAACCAGAGACGCGACUUGUCCUACUUCAAUAAAGUAUAUUGAAUGCGUUGAUGAAGCCGAAUUCGCCAUCAAGCUAAGAGUUGAUGAUACCUACCAGUGGGGGCAUAAAAAUAAUGCUCUAAUGACGCAUCUUCGACUUGACGGCAAAUCUGUUUCGGGCAUUAUCGUAUCGCAAACGGCAAGAGUCAACGGCACUGCGAUAGGGAUUAACAAAGGAGAGUACGCAUACUGCACCCAAACGGACAGAUGGCUUUUUCGUAAAUUCAAGUUCUCUGCUGUUGACGUCGUUGACGAUUCGAACAAGAGCCGAGUCGAGAAAGAUGUCAAAAUAGCCAGGCAUCUCGGGUUAAUUCAAGUUAAGGUCUUUCGGUGCAUUCCUCUGGGCACUUAUAGGAAGCCGACUCCAAGGUCUGAUUUUCAGCAAAGUGACAAGUUGGAGCUUGCGGAAAAAUCGCUUAAGGGCAAAGCUAUUUCACAUGGAACCUCGUUUUCAUCAGGACAGCAUACACGUACUCCCAACAACCGUAGAGUAGCAUAUAUCGACGGGUACGAUAAGCCCAUCGCGAUGUUUCAGUUCCAUUAUAGAUCUAGAGAGGCUCUAAAACGAGAGAUGGUCAUUCCUCGGUCUCCAUCGCCAGCCCCGGAGCCGAAAUGCGAAAUCGCUCAAAUGUCGCGCGCAGAACUGGAGCGGUUAGCCAGAGAGAGACUCGACCAGCUACAGAACGAUCAAAGCAUUAAAGAGGAGCGUAAGCCUAUGGUCAAGAACGAAGUCGGUGGGACCAUUGACUUGACCGAAGAGAUCAAGCGGCCUAUAAAGUCCUCCCGACGGGUGCGCGUUGCACCGAAUGAAGUGAUUGAUCUUACGGACGAUUAAAAUAAUGAUCCAGACCGAUACGGUACCUAGAGGUGCCUGCAUUAUCCGAAUCUUGGGGUCGCAUCGAAAUUUGCAAGAUUAGUCCAUGCUGAAGUCUAUUAACGUCUCAAAUAUUCAUACGUGACACUUUAUUGACCAGACAAUCCGAGCACUAUUCGACUUGGCAUUUCGUUCUUUUGUUGGUAAGGUUAUGGUAUGUAACCGCCGUUUAUUGUACUUAAGAUAUUAAUAACAAAUGUAUUCCCAUG
Daldinia caldariorum is the source of this 1223-nucleotide messenger RNA. RefSeq lists its product as uncharacterized. Lineage: Eukaryota; Fungi; Ascomycota; Sordariomycetes; Xylariales; Hypoxylaceae. Bases 1 to 975 code for a protein of 324 amino acids. The record is from RefSeq and is a predicted model, not a curated record. The transcript has 5 exons.